CUUGUGGAAUUACACACUUAAGACAUCCACUGUCCAGUCUCGUCACUCCGUGGACACGUCACUUUAACAACAAAAAGUGACGUAUUUGGGACUUUUGUUUUCCCUUGGCGAAGCUUGUUUUUGUGUCGUUUUUCGCAAUUUGACGACUUUUGGGUGCCCGUGCGUGAUAACUUCACAACCGUAAGGGGGACAAAAAAGGAUAAACAGAACCAUGGCAGAGACAUCAGCAUCCCCGGCUAAAGCCAAGAAAUCCUCCAAACCCAAGAAGCCCGCUUCUCAUCCGAAAUAUUCGGACAUGAUCCAAGCGGCUAUCGUGCACGACGCCAGCCGGAGCGGAGCGUCCCGUCAGUCCAUCCAGAAGUUCGUCCGGAAGAACUACAAGGUGGGCGACAACGCUGACGUCCAGAUUAAGAUGGCCCUCAAGCGGCUGGUGGCGUCCGGGUUUUUGAAGCACACCAAAGGCAUCGGCGCGUCCGGUUCUUUCCGACUCGCCAAGGCGGACGACGCCAAAAAGUCCACCAAGAAGCCGGCUGGGAAAACCAAGAAGCCAGCUGCUAAAACUGCCAAGCCGAUCAAGAAAGUGGCCAAGCCCAAGGUGAAGGUGCCGGCGAAACCCAAGAAAGCAGCCGCAAAGAAGAAGUCGGCUGCCAAGUCGACUAAAAAGGCCUCGCCGGUGAAAGCCAAGAAGACUGCGGCCACGCAGAAGAAGAACAAGCCGGUCAAGGCGACCAAACCCAAAGCCAAGCCCACCAAGAGGGCGGCGAAGCCCAAAGCCAAACCCGCCAAGAAGGCUGCCAAAGCGGGCAAAAGGAAGUAAAGGGACACUAUCACAGACUGUGUAAAUAUUCCUAAAAAAAAAAGGACUCAUUUUCGUAUAUGUAUUAUUUUUGUAAGAUUCCAUGCAAACCUCUGCUAAACUCAACUCCAAACUAUUUCAAGCAUUCAAAAUAACUUCAUCAUGGUUUUUAAGGAUUCCUAAUGUACAUUUGUGCUAGUUGUGACAUUGGUGGUCCCUAUGUAGUGACGUUAUCAAGGUCCUAGUGCUUUACUGUAGCGGAUCCGUUCAUUCCAUCCAUUUUAAUGUGCAAACCCAAUAACCCGUGAUCCUAAUCCACCUGAUUUUGUAUCGACGUUCAAUAAAACGCAAGAGAACGUG
Messenger RNA from Corythoichthys intestinalis (scribbled pipefish), 1156 nucleotides. RefSeq names its product histone H1.0-B. The transcript has a single exon. Bases 212 to 817 code for a protein of 201 amino acids. Gene Ontology annotation, cellular component: nucleus; nucleosome. The record is from RefSeq and is a predicted model, not a curated record. Gene Ontology annotation, biological process: negative regulation of DNA recombination; nucleosome assembly; chromosome condensation. Gene Ontology annotation, molecular function: double-stranded DNA binding; structural constituent of chromatin; nucleosomal DNA binding. NCBI's taxonomy places the organism in Eukaryota, Metazoa, Chordata, Actinopteri, Syngnathiformes, Syngnathidae.